UCACGAUCCUCUUCUCACCCACUCUCUCUACCUCUCCCACUCCUCUUCCACGCACCCGGCUCUGCUCCUCGCAUCCAGUUGCUGCCGCCCGCACACUGGCGCACACAGCCUGCGCCCGCAUCUCACACAUACCCAUGCCCACCCACGCCCGUCAUGAGUAACGACCUCGAGGACCUCGUUGACUACUCCCUCGAGGACGAAGUCCCAGACCACGAGAUGGUGUGUCCCGCCCAAGUGCCCCUAACUGGACAGGAGAGCGUGUCCGGAAAGGCCGAGCAUGAGACUGAGCCGGAUGUCGACGGGCCGCCGACCGAUAACGAGCUGCGCCUCGCCGCUCGCGUGCUUGAGCUGGAGCGCGAGCGUGAUUCCUUGGCAGAUCAGCUGCGCGACCUGCAGUCGCAGUAUCCCUCGCACUCGACCAGUAUCCCAGUGCCAGAUUCUGCGGAGCCGAUCCACGUCCCACCGGCCCUUAUCCCAGUGCUUUCGUUGCUGCGCGACCACAUCCAAGAAUUGGCGCGCGACAAUGCCGCGCUCCGCUAUACCUUCCUAGGGCCUAACCGCCUGUCGCCGGGCAGCAGCAUAGCGACUACGCCACUGAGUGUCGACUCGCCUCUCACGCAUGAUGCCACGACCAUGCCCCUCGCGCUUCCCGUACCCUCCCCAGGAGUGAUGGGCGGGCUGGCGCCUCCGCGAUCUGCGUCCGCCGCGCCUCCCGAAGCCGCUGGGGUCGACCUCUCCGCUGUCGUCGAGCGCGUGCGCACCCUGAUAUUGGAGAAUGACGAACUCGGGGACAUGGUAGCCGAAGCGGGCCGCGUUGACGGCGAGGAAUGGCUGCGUACUCUCGACGAGUCCAAAGCCAUGAUCGCGUCCCUCGACGCGGACUUGGCGACCAACCUCGCGGUUAUGGACAGCCUGCGCGUCGAGCUAGACGCCAAGGACAAGGACGGCAAGCCGUACGGCAUAUCCAUACUUGGCCGUGCUAAUGAGGGGCAUCGGCGCGGGAGCGAGGGGGAGACGCGCCGCGACGACGACGGAUCGAGCAAGCGCAGGCGCUAGAUCACAUGCAUACAUUGUAUCAGUGGUUGCCGCAAUGCUGGGUGACGAGCGUGUGAGC
Cutaneotrichosporon oleaginosum is the source of this 1114-nucleotide messenger RNA. RefSeq lists its product as uncharacterized. NCBI's taxonomy places the organism in Eukaryota, Fungi, Basidiomycota, Tremellomycetes, Trichosporonales, Trichosporonaceae. The record is from RefSeq and is a predicted model, not a curated record.